Acaromyces ingoldii is the source of this 567-nucleotide messenger RNA. RefSeq lists its product as hypothetical. The transcript is spliced from 5 exons. Lineage: Eukaryota; Fungi; Basidiomycota; Exobasidiomycetes; Exobasidiales; Cryptobasidiaceae. The coding region runs from base 45 to 542 and encodes 165 amino acids. The record is from RefSeq and is a predicted model, not a curated record.
AUCGUCAGCGUCGCAGCCCCUUGACCUUCGUCCGUCUUCUCAUCAUGCCGACCAAGACCUUCGACACACCCUACCCGCCCAUCGACACCGACCCGCACUUUCGGCGCGUCGUGGGCAACUUCCGCCAGUCAGACUACGUCGCCUGGGCCGGCGCCACCGCUGCCUUUCCCUCGUCGAUCUACCUGAUGGAGAUGUUUGACCCGACAAAGGCGCCGCGCGGGAUCCGGUCGGCGCUGCGCCUGUCGACGUUCCUCGGCGCGUGCGGCGGCUUCCUCUUUGCAUACCAACGGAGCAGCUUCCGGCUCUGGGGAUGGAAGGAGAACGCAGUGGAGCAGGCCAAGGCGGAGCAAGAGAGCGCCGCGGGCCCGGCCCCGGGGACAGACGCCUCCAAGAGCGACCUCGACCCGUACCUGCAGGGCGUCGCCCACCGCAACUCUGCCUUUUCCCAGCUCAAGUUCAGCACCCUGCCCUGGUUCAACACCGUCUCGCAUGGCUACCACGGCGAGCAACCGGCCGCGGCUCCCAAGGACGACGACGAGUGAUAAAAGAAAUGAGAAUUGCAUGAAC